ACUGAGCUAUGGUCUCCAGGCCUCUCAUCCUUUUAGUUUUCAACAUGGUCUGCCUGGGGUGGACUCUACUUUGCUAUAGUCUUGCCUCAACCUCCUAGAGUGCUUGGAGUAGAGGCUGUCUUCUAGUUUUUAAUUUCUAAACAGUAUAUUAUCAUUCUCUAGUCGCCAUAGUGUGCAAUAGAACACCAGACCUUUCUAACUAUAACUUAGUGCCUAUUCACCUUUUCCUAUGGAAGUGACAUUCUUAUGAUGUACAUCAGCUAGAGAGAAAUGAGGGCAGUGAUAGUGGCUACUCUAGACAGGAUCACCAAGGGAAAUUCCACAGAGGGAAUUUCCCUUUCCCUCUGGCCCCCUCCCUUGCUCCAACCCUGCAGUUGCUUCAGGACUAGAAAGCUGUAGCUCUGUGAUCAUUAGAACCCAGGUGGAGCGGGACAGGCUAAAAGACGAAAGACAAGUGGGUUCCCUGUCUAGCUGAGCUUGCGCAAUGUGGGCAAAGCGACCCAGGAACCCAGGACGGUGGGCUCCUUCCGUAGAGCGCAGGCGCACAAGGGCGGACCGCGGCACGGCGCGCAUGCUCGCGCGAAGGCGGGAAGCCAGAGGGCAGUAGACUGGAUCUGCAGCCCGGGGCUGUCUGCGCGCCGGGCCUGCCUGCGCGCCGGGCCUGGCCGGGCUGGGUCCUGAGAAGGGUCGAAAGGAGAGGUGUGGCUGUUGGCUCUGAGAACGCGAUGGAGACUCAGUCGCAGCUGAAACCAAGCCUUUGGCCCUUCUGCUUCAGCGUGAAAGGUCAUGUGAAGAUGUUGCGGCUGGUACUAACUGUGACAUCUAUGAUUCUUUUUAUUAUUGCACAAGCCCCUGAACCAUACAUUGUUAUCACUGGAUUUGAAGCCACUGUUAUUUUCUUUUUCAUAAUUUUAUAUAUACUCAGACUUGAUCAAAUGAUGAAAUGGUUAUUUUGGCCUUUGCUUGAUAUUAUCAACUCAGUGGUAACAACAUUAUUCAUGAUCAUCAUAUCUGUGUUGGCAUUGAUGCCAGAAACCACAACAUUGAUAAUCCUUGGAGGAGGUCUGAGAUAUGCAGUUCAGGAUGGGCUUGAAUUCAUUAUAUAGCCCAGGCUGGCCUCAGUCUCCCUGGAAUCCCCCCCCUCAGCCUCCCAAGUGCUGGGAUUAAAGGUGUGUACCACCAUGCCUGACAACUUUUCCUUUUAAAGAAAAGGAUAAAUGUCAUUUGUUAAGGUGAGACAGACUGUUCUGCAUCUUCUUCAGAUGGAAUAUAACAGAUGUUCUUAUAAUAAAAGAAUGUAGUGUAAGCCUUGCAACUGAAGAAUUAUUUUUGAAUACUGCUUAAAGAAAAGCAAAUCAACUUAAUCAGGCUUUAUCCUGGAAAGCAAACCAAAAUAAGAGUCGAGUCAUUUAAUUAUACUUUCAUCUGAUAUUCUGCCAAGGUUCACUUGACUUUUCUAGGUUCUAAUCUGGAGGAUUGAAUUAGAAAUUUUUUCUUCUGUCCUACUUUCUUACGCUUUCAUAGUAUGAUCCACUUAGGAGAAUUGACUAUGCUUGGACAGCCCUGUAUGUCAGAACCCAUGACUUUAUCUCCCUUCAGCCCUAUGCAACUUCAUGAGAGAUCAGAAUUAUUCUAGAAAUGAGACAACACUGUGACAGCAAUUUCUCCCAAUUGUUUUUUUAAAGACAGUUUUAUUCCUUUCCUAGUAAGGAAAAAAGAGAGACCAGGCAUGGGAUUUAUGUUCAUUCACUUAUUUACUCAUUAAUUCAUGUGUUUAUUCCUUUCAUGCUGACAAACUAGAGAGCUGUGUUAUCUAAUACACUAGCCACUAGCCAUAUGUGGCUACUGAUCACUAGCAAUAUGCUAGUUUCAGUUGAGAUAAGUUGUAAGUAUAAAAUAUACAUUGAAUUCCAAAGAUUAACCCCCAAAAGUGUAAAAUACUUCAUUAAUAACUUUAUUAUAUUAAUGACAUGUUAAAUGAUAAUUUGGAUACAUUGUGCUACAUAAAAUAUUAAAAUUAAUUUCAUUUGGUUUGUUGUUUUGUUUUGUUUUGCAAUACUGGGGAUUGAACUCAGAGCUUUCACACUGGACUACAACCCCAGCCCUUUUUUUAUUUUUUAAGACAGGGUCUCACUAAGCUGCCAAGUUGCCCAAGCUAGGCUCAUACUUGGGAUUUUCCUUCCUCAGUCUCCGAGUUCUAAGAUUACAGAUGUGAACCACUAUGCCCAGUUUAUUUCCUGUGCUCUUGGAAAAUCUUGAAAUAGGUGGCUUACAUUGAUGACUCACAAAUUCCUUUUGGACAGUACUGGAUUAAAGUAUGAGCCCUGUCUAUCUUCAAGUUGCUUAGAACCUAACCCAAGAGACUGACAUGCAAACAGCUGUUUGUAAUAAAUUGAGAGACUGCUGCUGGUCACAGAAAAAAAGGAAAUAACUACCCUCUCUGACAAUGAAAUUGCAGUUUAUGGAGAAUAAGAAGCAAAGGAGAAAGGUUUCAGGGAGAGAACCUAGCAGUGUGCAGAAAUAUGAAAGUCAUAAAAGGGUCAGUAGAAGGUAUUCACUAUGAUGUGACUCUAGGAGGUAGUGGCUUGAGACCAGGGGGUAGAUUCUGCUGAGGAAGCCAGACUGAGCCAGGAAGCCGACUUCUGGACAGCUGGAUGAAGCUGUCCAAAUAGUGUGGAAAGAAUGACAUCUCCCUUCCCCAGCCCAGGUACUAGCUGUAAUAGCCAUCAAACCAGCUAAAGUUCCCAUGUGUUCUAGUUUGUUCCCUUUACCUUAGUUUUACUUCUAGGGCCCAUUUAGAAUCCCAUUCAUAAGCAGGUGAAUGUAGCCCAUAAGUAGCCCAGCCCUAGAGAGUUCACUUUGGGUCAUUUUAUUGCUCCAAUUCCCCCAAAGAUUUUAACAUUGAGUUUUGACCCUUUCUCCUGUAGAGUUUCACAGUAGGCAACUCAACAGUUGAUCAUUAGGAUGGAAAUAACUAAAUAUAGUCCGAGAGGCUUAAAAGAAUACGUGCAGGAGCAAAUGAGGAGAUGAAGACACAGUCCACACUGCUUCUGUAUUAUUUCUGUUCACUCACAUUAUCCUUUCCCUGUCAGCAGGUAUGGGGGAAACUUGGCACUGAAGAGGAUAGGAUGAUCUCUAAAGUCUCUUCCUGUUUUAGUGUUGAGUGGCAGUGUAGGGAGCAAUCUUAGUACCUUAGCAGGAGAAGAAUCCCAUGGGCAGACCACUUUUAAAAACCUGAUGCCAGUGACAGUGUGUCUUUCU
Heterocephalus glaber (naked mole-rat) is the source of this 3261-nucleotide messenger RNA. The record is from RefSeq and is a predicted model, not a curated record. Lineage: Eukaryota; Metazoa; Chordata; Mammalia; Rodentia; Bathyergidae.